AAAAAAACUAAAGAUGGGGAAAGGGAAGCGACAUUGGCUACUGAAAACAGAGCCAAGCGAGUGGUCAUGGUCAGACCAAGAAGCGAACGGCGGCAUCAGCAAAUGGGACGGUGUCAAGAACAAACAAGCCCAGAAGAAUCUCAAGUCCAUGACUUUAGGCGACCUCUGUUUCUUCUACCACUCCGGUUCAAAAUCGAGAUGCGUCGUGGGUGUGGUGGAGGUGUCCCGUGAAUGGUACGAUGAUGACGAAGGAGAAGGAGCUGUCGACGUCAAAGCUGUUGGAGAGAUGAGGACAUUUGUUGAUUUGAAGGAGAUGAAAGGAGACAAAGGGAUUGAUAAGAGUUUUGUUUUGUUUAGACAGCCGAGGUUGUCUGUUGUCCCAGUGGAAGAUGAUGUUUGGACAAAAGUUUGUGAACUGGGAGAUGGGUUUGUUGGAGAUGGUCGUGAAAGCAGCGACGAGGAAUCUUGAGUUUGGAUAUGUUAUGAGGAAAUGAUUAAGACUGUAUUUGAUGUUCUUCUAUGUUUUUAUUUAUUUUUAACGGAAUUGUUUAACUUAAUUAUGGAAGCAAAAAU
Molecule: messenger RNA, 573 nt
Organism: Eruca vesicaria subsp. sativa (arugula)
Lineage: Eukaryota; Viridiplantae; Streptophyta; Magnoliopsida; Brassicales; Brassicaceae
Source: the annotation of a GenBank genome assembly